AGACGCAAACAGCAAGAGCAGAUGGCUGACUGCUGAUAAAGCCAAAAAGGACUUGACCAACUGCGUGUCUGUCGUUUCUUGUUUGACACGAGAAGUUGCGUCGAUUUGACACUUGGGCGACGCAGAGGAGACACGCAGUCCGUCCCCAGCAUGAGCACGAGCAUGAGCACGAGCAUGUUGUUGCGCUUGCUGUCCUGCCUCAUCCUGAGCGUUAUGACCUCGCCAUCACCGCCGUCACCCACCGAGCCGCCGCCGCCGCCACCACCCACCGAGCCGCCCUUGAUCCCCGGGCACCCUUUUGUGGCCAUUUGGAACGCCCGCACUGAGCAGUGCCAGCGUCUGGACAUCCCACUGGACACUUCGGCCUUCCAGGCGGUGACCACGCCGGCCUCGGUUCCAGGCCAGUUCCUGACCAUCUUCUACGAGGACCGCCUGGGCCUCUACCCCAAGAUGGACCUCGGCAGGAGGGCCCGCCGCCAGGGCGGCGUCCCUCAAAACGGCAACCUGACGGCACACCUGCUCAGGGCCAGGCGGCAAAUCCACCACGACAUAGCCCAGGACCAGUCCCCCGGUCUGGCCGUCAUAGACUGGGAGUCCUGGCGCCCCCUGUGGGCUCAGAACUGGGGGGCCAAGCGCAUCUACCAAAAGCUGUCCUUGGCCAGCGCCUUGCAAGCAUCCCCGUUCUCAUCCCUGAAUCAAAUCUUCCGGUUGGCCGUAGAUCAGUUCCAGAGCGCCGCCAGGAGCUUCAUGGAGAGAACCAUCCGUCUGGGAGUCGGGGAGCGCCCCAGCCGCCGCUGGGGCUUUUACCUCUUCCCUUACUGCUACAACUACGGCUGGGACAGGGACAACUACACGGGCCGCUGCUCGGCCAAGUCCCGCCAGCAGAACCGGGAGCUGCAGUGGUUGUGGGAGCUCAGCACCGCCUUCUUCCCAUCCGUCUACCUGCACCCCGCCCUGAGGAACUCGCCCCGGGCGGCUCUCUACGUGCGGCACCGGGUGCGCGAGGCCUUGAGGGUGGCGGCGCUGCCCGAACGCCGCUACACCGCGCCCGUCUACGUCUACUCCAGACCCCUGUAUCGAGGCCAGAAGGGGAUUUUUGAGAGCGCUGUGGAUCUGGUGAGCACGGUGGGCGAGUCGGCCGCUCUCGGGGCCGCCGGCGUGGUCAUGUGGGGCGGGAGCAGUGACUACAAUGACAAGGCCUCCUGCCGGUCGCUGUCCGACUACUUGAGGUCCACGCUCAACCCGUAUCUCGCCAACGUGACGGCGGCGGCCGCGUUGUGCGGCCGGGCCCUCUGCCAGGGGCGCGGGCGCUGCGUCCGGCGGAGCUACGACGCGCCCGUCUACCUCCACCUGGACGCCGCCCGCUUUGACAUCCUGCGAGGCGACGACGGGAAGUACGUGGCCGUGGGCCUGCCGUCCCCCGAACAGCGUGAUGCCUGGGCCCGCCACUUCACGUGUCAGUGCUACGCCGGACAAGAGUGCGAGGCGCGACUGGCGCCGCCGCCCGCUGCCAUCCAGGUCAUCAAGGUGUGACCAGGUCCGGCGCGGCCAUGUUGGUAACUAGGCCAUGAUGUCAUUUCAACUUUCAUUGAAUGUGUGGAUGGUCUCCAAUAAAAAUGUUGACAACAA
Messenger RNA from Syngnathus typhle (broad-nosed pipefish), 1629 nucleotides. RefSeq names its product hyaluronidase PH-20-like. Gene Ontology annotation, biological process: hyaluronan catabolic process; carbohydrate metabolic process. The record is from RefSeq and is a predicted model, not a curated record. Lineage: Eukaryota; Metazoa; Chordata; Actinopteri; Syngnathiformes; Syngnathidae. The transcript has 5 exons. Gene Ontology annotation, molecular function: hyalurononglucosaminidase activity. Bases 151 to 1533 code for a protein of 460 amino acids. Gene Ontology annotation, cellular component: acrosomal vesicle.